AUGGCAUAUAACCGACAGGUUGAGGCCUUCAGAGAAGAAGAAUACCCUAUGAUGAAGGGGAAAACUUAUCUUGACCAUGCGGGCACAACUAUCUAUGCGAAGUCUCUAAUUGACAAAUUUUCCAAAGAGAUGGUGGAAAAUCUCUUUGGAAAUCCACACUCGGCAUCAGCCCCAGCGCAACUUUCGGGGCAUGUCGUCGACUCCGUGCGUGAAAAGGCAUUGAGAUUUCUUGGGGCCGAUCCUACUCAUUUUGACCUCGUCUUCACUGCAAAUGCUACCGCAGCGAUCAAAUUGGUCGCAGAAAGCUUUAGAGACUUGGCGCUAGAGAGUUCGACGUCGGGAUCAUUUUGGUACGGCUAUCAUAAAGAUGCUCAUACGAGUCUCGUUGGUCCGCGAGAACAUACCAAUGGACAGCAUCACUGCUUCACAAGCGACCAAGAAGUAGAGGACUGGCUACUUGGCUACAGAUCUCUUCCAGGAAGAAGGGAAGAUGAUGAAACGCCAGGAAUCCUUGCAUUUCCGGGGCAAUCAAAUAUGACUGGUCGUCGACUACCUCUCUCCUGGAGUAAAAAAUUACGGGGGUCGACUCGCAUUUCACAUCAGAAUACCUAUUCUCUCUUAGACGCUGCAGGCCUUGCGACAACAACUCAGCUUGACUUCAGUGAUCCCGACGCGUCUCCUGAUUUUACCGUCCUUUCGUUUUACAAAAUAUUUGGCUUCCCCGAUCUAGGAGCUCUGAUAGUUCGCAGGAAUUCGGCACAUAUCCUAACUUGGCGUAAGUACUUCGGCGGCGGUACAGUAUCGUCUCUAACGGUAAUACAUGAGGCAUCUUACCACAGGAAAGAUGCCACGAUUCAUGACGGAUUAGAAGAUGGUACAUUACCAUUUCAUUCGAUUAUCGCACUGGGGUGUGCCAUUGAUGUGCACCUUAGCCUUUAUGGCUCAAUGAUCAACAUAUCCAAGCAUACGAUGUUCCUCACUCGGCGCCUCUACGAAGGCCUAUCAAACAUUCGCCACUCUAAUGGUCUGCCUGUUUGCGAAAUAUACCAUGACGCAACUAAUGUCCGCCCUUACACAGACGCCACCACCCAGGGUGCUACUGUAGCAUUCAAUAUUCUACGGUCGGACGGUAGUUACGUGUCGUAUUCAACAGUAGAACAAUUAGCCAACCGGAAAGACAUAUACGUAAGAGCUGGUGGGCUUUGCAACCCUGGAGGCAUCGCAAGUUAUCUCAAGGUAGCACCUUGGCACUUCAAGCGAGCUUGGUCAGCUGGUCAUCGCUGUAGCGAAUCUGACAACACGGAGAUAAUCAAUGGAAAGCCUACGGGCGUGGUGCGAGCCAGUCUGGGAGCCAUGUCGAUCCUUUCCGAUGUCGAUACAUUCCUUGCAUUUAUGCUGGAAACAUUUGUUGAAGACAUAGGGCAAACUGUUAUCAUUACGGAGCAGCCGCGGAAAAAAUUGCCAAUGGUCAGAAAUCAGGGUGGUGUUGGUCCGGUUGUCGUAAAAGUACCCGGAAGUUGGCCCACUAGAGAGCCUUUUCCCAUCAACACGGGAUUGAAACAGAACUCGAGGGAACAGCCGCUAAGACGAUAUGAGAUUUUGCUAUAUCCUACAGUAUCCUGCACAUUGUUCUAG
This is a messenger RNA of Botrytis sinoallii, 1635 nucleotides long. RefSeq lists its product as uncharacterized. Gene Ontology annotation, biological process: molybdopterin cofactor metabolic process. Bases 1 to 1635 code for a protein of 544 amino acids. The transcript is spliced from 4 exons. The record is from RefSeq and is a predicted model, not a curated record. Lineage: Eukaryota; Fungi; Ascomycota; Leotiomycetes; Helotiales; Sclerotiniaceae. Gene Ontology annotation, molecular function: molybdenum cofactor sulfurtransferase activity.